Molecule: messenger RNA, 1570 nt
Organism: Zingiber officinale
Lineage: Eukaryota; Viridiplantae; Streptophyta; Magnoliopsida; Zingiberales; Zingiberaceae
Product: metal tolerance protein 1-like
Exons: 2
Coding region: 139-1509 (456 amino acids)
Biological process (GO): zinc ion transmembrane transport
Cellular component (GO): vacuole; plasma membrane
Molecular function (GO): zinc ion transmembrane transporter activity
Source: RefSeq, a predicted model, not a curated record
AGUCUGGGGCACGAUCGCAUCGACGGCGCCCCCGUUGACUAUCCUCUUCGCCAACCGUCAUGCUUCAUCUGUUUCUCGCUCGAGGGUUCGAAUAAUCUUUGAUCCGUCGUGGAAAGGCCCGGACUUGGGGGAAAAUAUAUGGAACCACAAGCUUCUCAUUCUUCACAGAUCAUUGACAUAAGCAUAGAUAAGUCGGGGGAUGAAUCUAGCAUAGCCCGUAAAAAGAUAUGCGGCGGCACUGCAUGUGGCUUCUCUGAUUCCACAUCAGAUUCCAGAGAUGCUAAAGAAAGAUUUGCGUCUAUGCGCAAGCUUCUGAUUGCCGUCAUCUUAUGCGCCAUUUUCAUGGCUGUAGAAGUGGUUGGAGGAAUUAAAGCAAACAGUCUCGCAAUUCUUACAGAUGCCACACAUCUCCUUUCAGAUGUUGCAGCAUUUGCCAUCUCCCUGUUCUCCAUUUGGGCGUCAGGGUGGGAAGCAACCCCACGCCAGUCAUAUGGAUUCUUUCGAAUAGAAAUCCUCGGAGCUCUAGUGUCGAUCCAGCUUAUAUGGCUCUUGACUGGUAUCCUACUCUACGAAGCUAUUGCCAGACUUAUCCAUGAUACUGGUGAAGUACAAGGCCUCUUGAUGUUUAGUGUAGCUACAUUUGGUUUGCUUGUUAAUAUCAUUAUGGCUGUCUUGCUUGGACAUGAGCAUGGACAUGGCAUGCAUAAUCAUAGUCAUGGUGGGCAUGAGGACAGCAACAACGAGCACGGCCACGACCAUGACCACGACGAGCAUGGACAUGGCAUGCAUAACCAUAGUCAUGGUGGGCAUGAGGACAGCAACAACGAGCACGGCCAUGACCGUGACCACGACGAGCAUGGCCACAGCUACUCUGGCACUCACUCAAACCAUGAUGAUGACAAUCACGAUUAUAGACAGGAGACGGGGCAUGAUCAUAGCUGUGAAGGUGGCAAUGUAAUUCGCCAGAGUCCCAGAGCAAAUGCAGGAGGCAGUGAUGAACUCGAUCCUCUGUGGCACGAGUCAGAAAAAUCCCUAGUCAGCUCAAAGCAUGUCAAAGGCCAAACAAGAAAUAUCAACGUGCAUAGCGCCUAUCUUCAUGUCCUCGGCGACUCCAUUCAGAGUGUAGGCGUGAUGAUUGGUGGUGCCAUCAUAUGGUGGAAGCCUGAGUGGAAGUUAAUCGACAUGGCGUGCACACUUUUCUUCUCGGUCAUCGUUCUGAUAACGACCAUCAAGAUGUUAAGGGACAUACUCGAGGUCCUGAUGGAGAGCACGCCGCGGCAAAUCAAUGCGACCAAACUUGAAGAAGGGCUUUGCCAGCUGGAUGGUGUUGUUGCAAUUCAUGAACUGCACAUUUGGGCUAUCACAGUAGGGAAGGUUCUUCUUGCUUGUCAUGUGACGAUCGCACCAGAGGCGGAUGCUGAACUUAUUCUCGACAUGGUGAUCGGAUUCAUCAAUCGAGAGUACAAUAUUAGCCAUGUAACCAUCCAAAUAGAAAGGCAAUCUAUGUAGUUUUAGGCAACUCCUUGGUUCUAAACCAUUUGCCAGUAAUGGUCAUCUGUCUAUUGCUUCA